This is a messenger RNA of Mucor mucedo, 1591 nucleotides long. RefSeq lists its product as uncharacterized. The record is from RefSeq and is a predicted model, not a curated record. The transcript has 3 exons. Gene Ontology annotation, molecular function: protein binding. The coding region runs from base 1 to 1266 and encodes 421 amino acids. NCBI's taxonomy places the organism in Eukaryota, Fungi, Mucoromycota, Mucoromycetes, Mucorales, Mucoraceae.
AUGUCGCUUGAUAAUCAGAUUGCAGAACCUUCGGGUGAGGAUCUACUUAUAGAAAAAGGAAAGACCUGUAGACUUAAUAAUUGCUACGAAUCCGCUUUUUCCUGUUUUAUGCAAGCCGAUGAACUGUAUAAUGAUUUGGUCGCUCAAUACAAUUUAGGAUUGAUGCACUACAGCGCUGAAGGAAGGGUCUGUGAUAAUAUCAAAGCCUUAAACUGGUUUGAAAAGGCUGUGGAAAAUAAAUCAGCCAAUGCCAAUCUGUAUAUCGGUCAUAUCUAUUUUAACAGUAAAUUUGGUGAUUGUAAGAUAUUUGAAGCUCGGGCACAGUUGCGAAUAGGAGAAAUCUACUUUUAUGGGUUUGAUACAUCCGUGGAUCGUACCUUGGCUUUACAAUGGUUCAUAAAAGCCACAGAAAACGGGUUGCACGAAGCCGUGGAUUUCAUUUUCAAGGAGUAUCUGUAUAAAAUCCCAGUUCCCGGAAUAGAUCACCUGUCCAUUCUCAGGUGUUUAAAAGUAUCAGCUGAACAUGGAUCCUUAGUAGCACAAUUAUGUCUGGGCAUAUCUUUUCAAAAAACCGGUAUUUUUUGUGACUAUGGAAAAGCAAUGCAUUGGCUACAUAAAGCUGCUGAUAUAAACUUUCACAAGGAAAGCAAAUGUAUUCAUCAAUGUUACAAAGCACAGUAUUAUAUUGAAAAACUCCAUGUUCGUGAUCUCGAUUAUGUGUUAGGUUUACAAUAUUUUACGGAGUCCGCAAAGAAUGGAAACGCUGCUGCCAUGUAUGAAGUGGGUGUAUGUUACCUACACGGAAAGGGCGUACAACAGGAUAACUAUUUGGCAAGUCAUUGGUUAUUAGAAUCAGCCGGAAAUGAAUACUUACCAGCACAAAUGCGUCUGGCCCAAUUUUAUCUUCAUACAGGUUUUCUAAUUGACAAGGUAAAGUCAUGGUAUUGGUCAAACAAGGGGAAUAAUGUUGACUUUCAUAAAGCAAGUGGGUAUGCCAUAUAUUGUCCGGAGACACAAUACUUUAUUGGAAAACUUUUUACCUCUGGGUUCAAUGACGUUAAUGCUUGUGAAAUGGCUUUAAAAUGGUUUCUCAAGUCUGCAGAGAAUGACCAUACACUAGCUAUGUAUGAAGUAGGUAUGAUAUACCUAGAAGGAAAUGGGGUUCAAAAACGAGGGGAUUUGGUACUCUAUUGGCUCACGCAGUCUGCUGAACGAGGUUUUGUGGAUGCACAACUGGAAUUAGGUCUCUUUUACCAAACUCCCUGAUCUGACGGACUAUAACAAAUCAAUGCACUGGUUAAGAAAGGCGGCUGACAAUAGCUCUUACAAAGAAAACAGCUCUAUUGAGAAACGUUAUGAAGCACAGUAUUGGAUUGGAAAACUCCACAAGUACGGGAUCGGUCGUUUGGUGGAUAUCGAUUUGGCUUUUGAGUGGUUCAUGAGCUCAGCAAAAAACGGGAAUGGACCUGCCAUGUAUGAAAUAGGUUUAAAUUACAUCCUUAGACAAAAUGAUGAACGCAACUUCAGAGAUUUAGCUUACGAGUGGUUUACAAAAUCAGCAGAACUAGACUACCUUCCGGCUCAAAUCUUU